AUGGCCACCUCGACCGAUACUACGGCCACCACUAUCACUAUCACCUCUAGCCCCAUCCUCGAGAUCGCAGCCCCCUCCAACACCGCCCUCCAGGCGGUCACCAGCUACCUUGAAAUCCUCGCCUUCCUGAGCGAGCUGUGCGCUGACUUCGGGGCCGAGGAGGGGGACAACCACAGCGUCGAGCACAGCGACGCCGGCGAAGAGGAGGAGGAGGAGGAAGAGGCCAACGACGACCAGGCAGGGGGCAAGACCGAGGACAAGAAUGAUCAGGAUUAUGAAGGCGCGGAGGAGGGCCAGUAG
Messenger RNA from Tricharina praecox, 300 nucleotides. RefSeq lists its product as uncharacterized. NCBI's taxonomy places the organism in Eukaryota, Fungi, Ascomycota, Pezizomycetes, Pezizales, Pyronemataceae. Bases 1 to 300 code for a protein of 99 amino acids. The record is from RefSeq and is a predicted model, not a curated record. The transcript has a single exon.